UCCAACUGGAGGUGCUCAAUAUCCGGAAAAAGAGGGGUAAUUCUCACUCCCACACAUUCUACCCAGAAUGAUACCUGUGAUGAAAUAGUAACUGUGUUGGCUCAGUGAUCAGUCAGUUGAAAUUGGACUUAUGGCGGCUGGAUAAAUCCAAAUGGAACGACAAUGACAUUUGGAUACUUUCACUCAUUGUCACAGGACAAGUGAAACUGCCAAAAUCAUCGGGCUUCCAACGACAUCCCAGUGACUCUGGAACGUCAAAUGUCAUUGAAUUUACCAGCUAAUUAGUGACAUCCGUUUGUUGAUACCUCGGGUACAGUGACAAAUGUCAAAUGAAAUUGUUCCUGAAUACUAGACCAGCUGGAGUUGUUCAUCAUGUUGUGCUGGUGAAUGUGUAAUUAUGAGAUUAUCUGCAUUGUCAGAGUGUAAUAUUCUUCACUGUAAUAUAUUUUAUGAAAAUUAGAUCCAAUAACGAAGGUGGACAUAAAUUACACGAUGAAGGAGCUGGAACACAGUGAAGCACCAUCAGUCACCCGGACCGUCAAGUCGAUCCUGAAAAAACCUGGCCAGGGUAAACAGCGCACGCACAAAAAUCGUGUUGCAAUUAAUGAAAAAUUAAAUGAAUCCUUCGCGGCUGAUUACAUUAUCCUCAUCAAAGAAGAGUGUUGUGCUGACUAUGAAGAGGAGUGUGACUACUGUCAAGAGACUGAAAUGAUAAGAGUUGGUAAUUGUAACGAGUGUAGAGCUGAAUUAUCGAGGCAUUUGGCAAGUGGAAUUGAUCCGUAUUAUGGUGUCAAUAGACAUGGCCAUGUUGAUGCUGGUGAUGAUAAUAACAGUGAGAGAUGUAUUAACAGUGAGGAAUCACAGUGUGAGGAUGAGGGAGACGAGGAGGACGAGUAUGAGGAAGAAGUUGAUGAUUAUGAGGAGGAGGCUGACUCCCCGGAGGAGCCGGCAGUUGCUGAAUGUGGUGAUAAAACACUUAGUACUUCCCAAUCACAUGAACAGGAGACAUUGAGUCCACCCGAGGGUUAUAAGGAUGUGUGCGAUGAUGAUAAAUCGUGUGAGGUUUUGGGUGAUGAACAAAUGUGCACAGGAGAUAUUUGCGGUGAGUGCAACUAUUAUCAACAGCGCACUUUAGAUGGCGGGGAGGAGUCUAUCGGAGCGACAACUGAGAAGACUAACGUUUCUGCAGCAGAAGACGCUGAGGAUCAUCUCAACGCAACUGGUGAUCCCCUACGACAAACGAAAUCAGACCUCCACCAACGCUAUUUAGUGGAAACGAUAACGAUGACAACUGUGACUGAACGUCGUAUAGUCCGUGAGAUCAGCGAGGACUCCUGUUGCUCUUCGAUAGGUCAAUCUGACACACCAUCAUUACUCGAUUCCCAAAGUUUAUCAAAAUUAACCGACGAGGAUGGUGUGGAUUGUGAAACUGAAGAAGAAACACAGACCAUUCCCUCAAAAUCAGAGGAAUGCAGUAAAGACUUUGCGAAUGCCAAUGAACUCUCCCUGACUUUAAAACUGGGUAAUGUAUCCCUCGUAACCAACAGCUUGAAACCAAAUUCUGCAGUCCGCCAACUGUUCCCCGAUCCUCGUUUUAUUUCCCCACCUCCAAUCUCAACCAAAGCCAUUUCUUUGUCGACUGACGAAGGGACUGACAGUGAUAGCUCAGAGGCUCAAAGAUUAUUAUUAACAACUGAGAGUCUUCAGCUCUUCGAUUCCAUGAAACAUUCCAAAAUGCCGGGCUCAAGAAGUGACUCUUCCGAAAGUGAUUCGUCAGCGAUAAGACGUACAAUCGAGCGUAAUGCUCUUCGGAGAAGUCUCAUUUGCAAUUACGAUGUGAAGAAGAAAACUCUCAAAAGCAAAGACUUAACAUUAGAAGAAAGAAUUCGACGAUUAACCUGCGUUGAUCAGGACAGCGACAAUACUGGGAACAAUACCUCUGAUUUACCAAAAAAUGAAUCUAGUGAAAUGACUUCUGAUUUGAAUGAAGUCCCCUCAUCUGGAGAUGAGCACGUGCAUUCGGCACAUAAUUCACAGGAUAAUUCUGCAUCACUGGCGUACCAUCAUCAUCAGCAUCAAGCGGCCUACAAUAAAAUAACUGAUCUGCUGAGUCAAAAGAAAAUGGAAAAUAUGCCAGACCUGGGAAUAGGAAAUGGAACGAAUGUCAUGAGAGAUUUUAACAAGACAAACUUCCUAAAGAUGAAUACGAAUUCUAGAAAACAAUUUUUAUCAGCAUUCACUCCAUUUUCAUGUGUUACAUCAACAGGUAUGGAUAGCCGAGAAGAUUAUUACCACAUAUCCUCGACUGUUCAUGACAGGGAUUCGGUGGGAUACAACUCAGACUCCUCUUACAGUUUAGAGGAUAUCGAAGCAGCUUUGAGAGGUGAAGAGAGAAACUAUAUGAACACUCUUGGACCCCCUGAUAUUACUAAAGGUACACCAACAGGAGCUGGCCCCGAUUCAUCAGACGCAACAGCAGAUGAGCUCUUGGCUUUUGUUGAACAGGAUAGAACUCGAACGGAGAGGCUUAAACGAAAAUACGAUACAGAGGAUCACCAGGAGCCUUCGAAAAAUCGAGAUAAUGGCUCUGUAGAUGAUGAGGAUGAUGAACUCAACGAUUAUGGAUUCAAGGCUCGCCCGGCUGUACGUGGCAUCAAACCCCGGUUCCAAUCCACCACAGAAAUCGUCAGAGAAUUACGUUCCCGAACGGGUCCUACCACUUUGACCAACGAACCCCUGGUUUUUUCUGCCCCCUGGGCUUACUACGAUGCCCGAAAUGCUGAAAAGCACGCCACCGUGGGAAAAGAACCUGGUGAACUAACUGGAGGGCACGAUAACACGAUAAAGCGAAUAAAUACAAUGCAAAAGCAAAUUGAUGACAUUUAUCAGACUAUCGCUGAAACAACGGUCUCAGUCCAGGAGACAACUGCUCGUGGUUCUUAUUUGGAAAGCACUUUACCCAAGAGAAUUCGAAAAGGUGUUGAUUGCCGAUAUGAUCAGAAUACCGAACAUUUUCAUGAUAAUCGCAGUGGUGUUUAUAGUACACUGCCAAUGAAGAAUAAAAGACCAGUUGUUAUUACUAAUUAUCCUUCCGAGGGUGUUCCAGUACAAAAUAAUAAGUGUUAUAGAACGAUGUAUUUUGUUCCUUACAACGGAAUUACUGAUCCAACAUACCAAAAUAUCCAGAGAAUCAUUCCACCUCAUCCAUCUGCUAAUUACACAGGCCAUAUUGAGCGUUAUCCAUUUACAAGAAAUCGUUCUGAAUCAGAUCGUCUCAAACAACCUGUUCAACAACUUGAUCAACAGUCUCCGAGAUAUUAUGGUGAAGCAUCAGUGGCUAAGGCACCACCAUUCUAUCCUCAACCUAGUCUUCAUCUUCAUUUAAAUCGUCCUGAGAACAUGGGAAUUAGGCCACCAGGUAUCAGCAUGCAGACUCUUCAAUUACAACAUCAUCAGCAUUCGGCGGAAUAUGCUACUUAUGAUGUGCGAUCAGUUCCUGCUUAUACCACGAUGGUGCCGUCCAGGACGGGUGGAUAUGUGUAUGUAGAACGUCCUGCGAGGUCAGCACUUGAUAUGCCCGGACAGAAUGUCUCCAUGACACCGGUUGUUGUGACAGGAUUUAAUGGGCAUCUUAGUAAUGCGUCAUCUUCUUCGGCAUCGUCCGUUGUUUCUUCGCCGACAAAAAAUCAGGAGCCGAGAAUAUCCUGCAGUGCCAAGAGGGAAGCACCCGAAGGUGCUGCUAGCACUCGAACGCAUGAUCUAGGAACACAGGCAAAUGAUGUUGGCGAAAAUAUUGCGAAUAAUUUCAAGGAACAACCGAACAAUGUGCCUCCACCGACAACACAAAAUUCACUCUAUUAUGCCAUGAAUGUUUAAAGUUUCGUAAAAAUAUAUUGGACUAUUUACAAAUUAUAUGAGGGCCACAGUAGGUAUCAUUACCCUUUCAGUAUCUCCAGUUAAAUCCAAAUGAUGAAUUCAAAUCCUGUUUGAUACCACAUUGAAUAAUCUGUGAAUAUUGGUCAGAUGAUUUGAAUGGUUAGAGUCGAGUGUUCUAUUAUUGGGGAGUAUAUAACUGAACUGACAUUUUCUCCAUUUGUUUUUAUUUUUUUACAGAAACAAAUAUACAUGUUCACAGGUACAAGAAUUACGCAUUCGACCAAAAUAUUAUUUCCAUAAAAUGUCUAUCUUAUUCUAUUUGUUUUUUGUAUGCAAUAAGAAAAACCAAAAAUAUAAAUCUCCGGUUUCAUAAUGAAUGACUGAAUGAUAUAAGUUGUGUGAAUGAGAAUAAAUUAUUUAUGAAGUAUGCGUCACUCGCAGAGUAAAUUAUAGUAAUCAGUAAUGAUCAUAUAGGAAACAAUAUUGGAAGAGUCUCAUAAUGUCAACGGAAGUGUGAAGAAAUAUGAAAACAAUAAAAGAAUGUUAUUAAAGAAUAUAAAAACUA
Messenger RNA from Diachasmimorpha longicaudata, 4441 nucleotides. RefSeq lists its product as uncharacterized. Bases 493 to 3876 code for a protein of 1127 amino acids. The transcript has 3 exons. NCBI's taxonomy places the organism in Eukaryota, Metazoa, Arthropoda, Insecta, Hymenoptera, Braconidae. The record is from RefSeq and is a predicted model, not a curated record.